AUGCGGGAGAAGACGAUCCCCGCGGGGCUGACGCUGCUGCGCCAGGGCGCCGACGGCGACUGCCUCUUCGUCGUGGAGAGCGGCUCCCUCGACUGCUUCCGCGCGCCGGGAUCGGGAUCGGGAUCGGGAUCGGGAUCGGGAUCGGGAUCGGGAUCGGAGGCGGGCGGGCACGGGCAGCGGGUGAAGGUUGUGGGGCCGGGAGACGUGAUCGGGGAGCUGGCGCUGCUGUACAACGCGCCGCGAGCGGCCACCGUCGUGAGCCGGGAAGUUUGCAAACUCUGGAGGCUGGACAGAGACUCUUUCAACUUCAUCGUGACGCUGCUGCAGUCGAUGAGCACUUACGACCGGCUGAAGCUGGCGGACGCGCUGCGGACGGAAACUUACGCGGACGGAGAGUUUAUAGUUCGCCAGGGAGAAGAAGGAAAUACUUUUUAUUUAGUUGAAGACGGAAAAGCCAAAGUCUUCCAAACCCCCGAGGCCGGCGGGGCCCGCGUGCACAUCGGCAGCUACGAGAGCGGGGACUACUUCGGAGAACUGGCGCUGCUCACUGGAGAGGCGCGAGCAGCAGAUGUUGUCAGCGAUGGAUUUUGUAGAGUGGCAGCUUUGGAAAGAAAAAGUUUCAAAAGACUUUUGGGAUCUGUUGAGGAGAUUUUGAGAAAAAGAGCUCUCGAUUACAAGAGAAAAUAA
This is a messenger RNA of Eimeria tenella, 687 nucleotides long. RefSeq lists its product as uncharacterized. The transcript is spliced from 3 exons. NCBI's taxonomy places the organism in Eukaryota, Apicomplexa, Conoidasida, Eucoccidiorida, Eimeriidae. Bases 1 to 687 code for a protein of 228 amino acids. The record is from RefSeq and is a predicted model, not a curated record.